CUGAUUGAAUUACUUUUCCUCUCUUUAGAUCAAAAUAUCGCAGUAAGUAGGAGCAAACCCAUUACCUUAGAUGACAUCUUCACUCUUCUUUCGUCCGCCUUCCUCCGUGGUCCCAGUCGCUUCCACAAAGGCUCCAGCAGUGUCAGCCGUGAAGUUCGCGCAGGCAUCACCUAUGUCUACUUGGAGUUCUUCACUCAUCUUGGCUCUGAUUGGCUAGUGGCGCACAGCUACACAAUGCUUUCCCAUUGUCUCUCCCUCCUCACAAGCCCUCGCUCUACCUCAACCCCCAGUGAAGCGGCCUUUACGCGUCUCUGCUUGGGAGGACACCUACUACCGCGUCUGCUGCGUCGACACUUCUCGGAGACAGCUCAAGUCGCGGUAGCACGGAACCUCAUCGUUCUCCUCUCAACGCGAAUGCGAAAGCGUACAAAUCAACCCCAACAAGGACAAUCACAGCUAAGAGGAUUUGCGAAGAGUCUGCGAUCGGUUAGCUCGUCAGAACAGUUGGACGAGCAGGCUACCGGCAGCUCUAAUGGGGGUGGAACUGGGGAGGGAGGUGAAGAAGGGAAUGGUGGAGCUGGAACUGUCGGAGCUAGUAGUGGUGCCAGUGGUGGUAAUGCGGAUGAUCCAAACUACUUAAUAUGCUGUCUGGAUGUUCUGACAGAGGUGAUUAGGUGGCUGGACUCCAGUGUUGCUCCCAUUCUCUCGCCUCCGUCAAAUCUGGUGGACACCCUUUUUGACGCGUGUUUGUCUCACACCUCUUUGGGUGUGCGUGUUGCUGCUGCAGCAGUCCUCCGUCAACUGGCUAUCGCACUGCCAAGCCAGCGGGUGCCUCUGAUGAAUCGUUGCAUGAGCGUGCUGGGCUCCGUCACUUCGGCUGAUAGUAUUUCUGGGCACAGUCUUGCGCUUGGCGGACUGGUGGCUGGUUCUCGGCUCGGAGAGUUGGGAAUUCCCUGUGCUAAGGGCAAAGCUUUUGUGCCGGUAUACUAG
This is a messenger RNA of Hydatigera taeniaeformis, 990 nucleotides long. The record is from the annotation of a GenBank genome assembly. NCBI's taxonomy places the organism in Eukaryota, Metazoa, Platyhelminthes, Cestoda, Cyclophyllidea, Taeniidae.